GUGGUGGUGCUGAUUUUGCUCAAACUCAGCAAGAUAAUAAAUGGAUGAUUUGUUUAAGCAGGCGAUAAUAUCUGAGUUGUGUCGACAAGGUGAAGUGGAGAAGCUGGCUUCCAGCAGAUGGCACUGCUUGUUGUUUUCGGGUCGUGAUUUUCCAUGAGCGCAAUAACUACGUCUUCCGGGGCGGGGUGUGCCAUUUGUGCGUGCAUUGACCACAACUGUUUUCCAGUUGGAGGCAAACACAGCUGCUGUUGUUUUCCAGUGUAGCCUGAAUUCUUUCUGUUAGGCAGUGGGGGUUUCGAUAUAAACUGCCGUCUCAUUUUUAAUUUGGAAAGGUAAUAACUUCUGUACGUUUUUGUCUAUUAGGUCAACUGAGAAAUGUUAAUGAUCAUGUAUUUUGAAAUUGCAACUUAAAAGCUAGCGCUAGAAGGCUGACGUUAACUUUGGUGUGUAACAUAGAAAGCUGUCCUUAGCUGUCUGAAACCAGCAAACGAAUAUGAGUAUAUAUGUAUCUUAUGUGUAAGUAUCACUGUAACACAGGUAACAGGGUGAAUUGUUAUUGACUUUGUGGCAACACAAUGUUAAUUAUCAAACGUGUAUUCAGUUGUCAAAGUAUAGAAGCUAAGGGUUGUCUGACUCUUGGUUAGCUUGGAUAGCAAGGUGGUGGUCCUCAAUGUUAGCUAGUCAUCAUGUCUACUUAGAUGUCUACGGUUAUCUAAUGCCAGUUAGACUGACGUUGGCACUCUAUCUUUGCUAUUAUUAACGCAGCGGUAUGAAAGAACGGCUCUGUAGACAUCCUAACGGUGAUGACGGUAGCAUUAGUCAACUAGUUAAUCUGCAGAAGACUGAUGCAUAGAUGUUGUUAACCUAUAAUGUAGCUAUCGCUUUCGUAAGCGAUUCCUGGUGUAGGACCAGAGACGUUACGCUAGCUAACAUGAACUCUCCCUGCCGGACGAGGCUAUAAGGUUAAUACUAGUUUUUAAUGAGCUUACUGUUUCUAGAUUUACAUAUUGCAGCUGUAGCGUUGCCAAAUGGAGGGAGAUGAUUCUGAGUUUCCUCCAGAGUCAUCGGAGCAUUCUCAUUCUCAGAGAGGGAGUGUGGCUUCCUCUGUCACCCGAGCCCAAGAUGUGCUUGUCUAUUUGGUGACUGAUAGUGCUGUGCACUUAUGCGUGGAUGGUGUUGGCUGUGUGAGCGUGCAGGAAAUGGGGCGUAGUGUCCGAGAAGCCCUAAACACCCCAGACUCUGUCCAAGACGCCUUUGCCUUCUGGCUCUGCUCUCCUCUGCUGGAGUUGCAGUUGAAACCAAAGCAUCAGCCUUAUAAACUGUGUCGGCAGUGGCAGGACCUGCUUUAUCGCUUCACAGAGGCUUCAGAUGACGACAUUGCUCAAGAUGAGCCUUGUCUGCAAUACAGGAGAAAUGUUUUCUACCCCAAGUCAAAAGAACUUCAGAUCAAGGACGAGGGGGUGUUGAGGCUUCUCUACGAUGAGGCUCGCAUGAACAUCCUGGAGGGACGGUACCCAUGUGACCCAGAGCACUGGUUAUCACUAGGUGCAUUGACCUGUGCCAUAGAGCUCGGCACUGGCCUCGAAGAACAGCAGGUCAUCGCAGCCAUCAGGGAGAAGAAGCUGUCGUCCUUCCUGCCCAGCCAUCUGCUGGUGGGCGGGGGUUUUCUGUCGACCCUGCGGGGAAAGGGGGGUCGGCAGGCCGAGCUGGAGCAGAGUCUCCUGAAGGAGUACAACUCCCUGAGCCCCAACCAGGACCCCACUCAUCACCUGAGACAGUACCUCAGCAUCUGCCACACACUGCCUUACUACGGUUGCGCUUUCUUCUCAGCGGGGAUCGAUAAGCCAGCCCAGGGAAUCCUACACAGAGGAGGACGCAAAGCUGUCACAGUGGGCAUCAGUCUGGAGGGCGUUUAUGUCAUGGAUGUCAAAGAGAAGCAUGUACUCCUGGGCUUGCGCUUUAAUGAGCUGUCCUGGGACCACAGCUACCCCGAGGGGGAGGGAGACUCGCACAUCCUCUGGCUGGAGUUUGAUGGGGAGGAGGCAGGGACUCCUGUCAACAAACUACUGAAGAUCUACUCUAAACAGGCGGAGCUGAUGAGCGGCCUGAUCGAGUUCUGCGUGGAGCUGCGCUCGGCCGGCGAAGCCGCUGCGUCAGGCACGGACGGCGAGGUCGCACCCGCCCAGACACCACCUGCAGGCCAGGAGGGCACCACGGAGCGGGCGCGGGGGAACCGGCGAGGGAAGCUGCGUCGGCAGAGCAGCGUGGUGUGCAGCCGUGUGCACUCGCUCAACACCAUCAGCUACGUGGACGACGGUAAAGAAAUCAAGCGCCUCAAACCAAAAAGGGCUGCGUCCUUCUUCACGAGGCAGGCCCCACCUCAGGACUAUGCGGCGGUGCAGGUGGCGGAGAGUUUGGAACAGGGUUGAACCCCCAGGUGCCUCUACUACUGCCACCACCCGACCAAAUCAACUGCUGCAUGUCGACACCCAAGGGAGAGGAAUCCAGAGUUGGAGUGACUAAUUUAAACUGGACCAAGUUUGUUUAUGUUUUGUGUUUUUUCUUAAUGGAGAAAAAGUGGAAUACGGUAGGUUAAAAUGUUAACUCCUCGUGGUAGGUCGAAAACCACUUCCCUGAAAGGGAACCUUGUAUAAAGUAACCAUGCCUUAUCUAGGUCAGUGAAGCAGGAACAGCCGUAUGUCAAGGGGGAAAUGAAAAUAAACCAUAAUUUGAACCUAAUUGGAAAGACAUCAUGGUUAAGAUGUCAGAUUAAAUUUUCAUGGUCACUUUUCAUGGCCACAACAAAUGCUCAGCUCAUAAGGUAUUCGGUAGUUUGUAGAACUUUUUCGGUAAACAUUUCUUUCUUCCUUAAAUAUCUUAAGGCAGUCCUCAAAAGAACAACAAUGACCUUGAUGGCUGUUCACUGUGAAUGUAGUUUUCCAUUUUCUUCUCGGCCGAAUUAUGCAACAUUUACAAACAGGGAACUCCAACCGUGACCUCUCUGACCCCCCCUCUGCACCAAAGUUAACUGUGCCUCAUGUUCGCGGCUGCUUCCUAACCCUCACACUCAAAUCAGGUGACCCUGGACAUUAAAUCAGGACGAGGACCUUUCUUACAUCCUUACAGAAAACAAAAAAAGAUGGAGUAGUCAACAUUAAACUAUCUACCCUGAAUGAAAUCAAGGCUCCAAUACUCCAGUGUCUCUGGCAGUGAUAUAUUUUGGUAAUGUAUCAUGGGCUUUGUGGGGGGAAAAGAACCUCUGUCAAAUGUACUGUAUUCCUUCCUGUAUAGGUGAAAUCACAGUGCACAGAACACGGUCAAUGCUGUUGCAAUCAGAAGGAUACAAUCUUUAUACACUGUUUAUCUUUCCUCUACAUUCUGAAAUAUAUGGAUUGUCAUAAAGCCACGCUAUCAUUUGCCUUUAUCUAUGCAUGAUGUUCGGCUGAAGCAAAAGGAACUGUAGACGGUUAAUGAGUUAGCAUGUACAUACACAUAUAGCAUCUUCACCCCAUCAUCACUUUUCAGACGAGGCUUGAGAAGAACGCGUAAAGGAGUGGGGUACAUUGUACUCCUCUGUGGUACCUCUGGACACUGUAUAAUAUAUCCAAAACAACAACAAUCAACAACAAUGUUGGGCCUUGGCCAUUCCUGCAUGUGCCAACAUUUGAAUGAGAUUUGUGGAACCACAUUGCUUUACAAAUACGCUUUUUGGAUAAACGUCGAGUUUAAAGUGCCUUUUGUGUUUUUAACCAACUGCAGCUGAUACCAUGAAUUUCAGAUUAACAGUAUAACUGUUUUGUGUUUGUGCAUUGUAAUACAUAAUCCCUUUACGGUUUCCGUUCAUUCUUCUAGUUUUAUAUUACUAACACUUUUGACUUAAUAGAAUUCAAUAAACAAUGUAAUGUGCACUACCGAAGUUCAGUGACUGUAAGGUUUGUAAAAAAAAAAAUUAUAUGCAGCAUUCAUUUUUUUAUUCCUGCUUUGUACUAACAGUCUCACACUUCAAUUAUCAACCAAUAAUAAUGUAUACUAUAGAUUUUUUAUUAUAAAUGUUUUAUUUAAAAAAAAUGUUGUUUAUGUGGUUCUGAUGUAUUGAACAUAAAUAAAAAAUCAUUUAUGGCA
Molecule: messenger RNA, 4122 nt
Organism: Alosa alosa (allis shad)
Lineage: Eukaryota; Metazoa; Chordata; Actinopteri; Clupeiformes; Clupeidae
Gene: frmd8
Product: FERM domain containing 8
Exons: 10
Coding region: 1029-2429 (466 amino acids)
Biological process (GO): negative regulation of canonical Wnt signaling pathway
Cellular component (GO): plasma membrane; cytoskeleton
Source: RefSeq, a predicted model, not a curated record